AAGGGGAUGUUGUAGACAUUUUAGAACUAGGCGGUGCUUCCGGCUUUACGUUUGGUAUUCACUGUACGUAACUAGCUACACUGACUAAUCUCAAGAGUCAGUUAAUUAUUGACAAAAUAGGAUCAACAUCAAGCCAUUAAGAAUACGAACGUUAACCUUUGAGGGACACGUGAAGCCAUGGCUGAAGCAGAGGAUAUUUUUCUUAGAGCUAAACAGCGGACCUUCACUGGACUGACCGAAGAUGAACAGAAGGAAUGGAGAGGCCCAUUCUGCUUCAUCCAGGCUGCAGACCCCCAGCUGGGUCUGAUGAAGACCUGGAGGGAGGGGGACUGUGACGGGGGAGGGGACGAGUGGACCGAUGAGGUCCAGCUGACCCAGCAGGCUGUGGAGGCCGUCAACAAGCUGAGCCCCAGGCCCAAGUUCAUGGUGCUGUGUGGGGACCUGGUUCAUGCCAUGCCAAGCACCCAGUACCGGGAGGGGCAGGAGCGGGACUUGAAGGUGGCUCUGAGGGGCACAGACCCCUCCAUCCCUCUGGUGUUUGUCAGUGGUAACCAUGACCUGGGUAACACACCCACCCCAGAGACUGUAGCCCAGUUCUGCAACGCCUGGGGAGACGACUACUUCAGCUUCUGGGUUGGAGGGGUGCUGUGUCUGGUGCUGAACUCCCAGCUGUUCUUUGAUGCGUCGGCCUGCCCCGACCUGAGAGACGCCCAGGAAGCCUGGUUAGAGGGCCAGCUGCAGAGGGCCUCUCAGGGGCCCGGGGUCACCCCCAAACACGUCCUGGUGUUCCAGCACAUCCCUCUGUACUUAAAGACCCCCGACGAGGAGGACGACUACUUUAACCUGCAGACCGCCACGAGGCAGAGCCUCCUAGGCAGGUUCAAACGGGCAGGGUCUGCUGUUUUUUUUACCAACAUGUCAAGCUCAUAUGAAAGGAAGAUCAAGUUCAACUCAUCCACACUAAUAUUUCCCCAGCUGUUAUGCUAGUACAGCUAUAGACUAGGGCAUGGGAGUGUUAAGUAUCGCACUCAUACCCUUGUAGUAAAGUAAUAUAACACACAUAGCCAAUGUUCUCUUAGUGAUGCAAGCUAUGUUGUCUAAUAUAAUGGGCGGUGUCAGAGGAAAGCCCAUAAAAUUGUGGGCUUCCCCCCCAUUUGUUUUGUAUGCUUGUUGUAUUCGGCGCAUGUGACAGCUUGAUUUGGUAAUGUACAAGGUUACCACAUUGUCUUCUGUAAUUUUUUAUUUAUUUUUAUUUUACCUUUAUUUAACCAGGCAAGUCAGUUAAGAACACAUUCUUAUUUUCAAUGACGGCCUGGGAACAGUGGGUUAACUGCCUGUUCAGGGGCAGAACGACAGAUUUGUACCUUGUCAGCUCGGGGAUUUGAACUCGCAACCUACUAGUCCAUUAGGCUACCCUGCCACCCUAACCACGAGGCUACCAUUUGUGUACUCUACUGUAAUGUACGAGGCUGCCAUUUGUCUACUCUACUGUAAUGUACAAGGUUACCAUAUUGUCUACUGUAAUGUACGAGGCUACCAUUGUCUACUCUACUGUAAUGUAUGAUGCUACAAUUUUCUCUACUGUAAUGUACGAGGCUACUAUAUUGUUUACUGUAAUGUACAAGGUGACCAUUUUGUCUACUCUACUGUAAUAUACGAGUCUACCAUAGUCUACGGUAAUGUAUGAGGCUACUAUUUUGUCUACUCUACUGUAUACGAGGCUACUAUAUUAUCUACUCUACUGUGUACGAGGCUACCACAGUCUACUGUAAUGUACGAGGCUACAAUUGUCUACUCUACUGUAAUGCACAAGGCUACCAUAUUGGUCACACUACUGCAAUGUACGAGACUACCAUAUUGUCCACUCCUCUACUGUAAUGUACGAGGCUCCCAUAUUGUCCACUCUACUGUAAUUUACAAGGCUACCAUAUUGUCUACUGUAAUGUACGAGGCUACCAUAUUGUCUACUGUAAUGUACGAGGCUACCAUAUUGUCUACUGUAAUGUACGAGGCUACCAUAUUGUCCACUCUACUGUAAUUUACAAGGCUACCAUAUUGUCUACUGUAAUGUACGAGGCUACCAUAUUGUCUACUGUAAUGUACGAGGCUGCCAUAUUGUCUACUGUAAUGUACGAGGCUGCCAUAUUGUCUACUGUACAUAUUUUCUGCAGAUGGAGCUCAUCUAUUCUGAGACGCUUGUCUGUUUUGUCCGGCAAGCUAUGAUCAGCAUCCUCUCUCUCUCUGUUAGCAGGAGAAGUGCUGCUAUUCCUAUCAUUCCUAAUCACCAGGGUCAGAUACUGGUUACGGUCUCUCAGCUAUUGUUUAGUGUUUUACUUGUUUUGUUCUAUUUGCAUCAUACAGCAGUAGGCAGACUGGCUGCAGCGUAUUUUGGUACGAAGACUCCAAAAGAAAUAUUGCGUUUUAGAGACACCUUGUUCCUGUUUAUUGGAAAACUGGAGAUGUGUAUAUGAAGUGUUUUUCACUGCAGGGCAUGAUGCUGGCGUCUGGUAAAAAAUAUCUCAACCGACCGAAACACAUUUCAAAAUAGAGUGCCUUUUAGAAAAUAUUCACACCCCUUGACUUGUUCCACAUGUUGCGUUAGUCUGAAUUUAAAAUGUAUUAAAUUUAGAUUUUUUUUGUGACUGGUCUACACAAAAUGCUCCAUAAUGUCAGUGUAAUUUUCUUUUUACAAAUGAAUUAAAAAUGAAAAGCUGAAAUGUC
Molecule: messenger RNA, 2721 nt
Organism: Oncorhynchus nerka (sockeye salmon)
Lineage: Eukaryota; Metazoa; Chordata; Actinopteri; Salmoniformes; Salmonidae
Product: serine/threonine-protein phosphatase CPPED1-like
Exons: 5
Coding region: 178-987 (269 amino acids)
Molecular function (GO): hydrolase activity
Source: RefSeq, a predicted model, not a curated record